Molecule: messenger RNA, 487 nt
Organism: Ambispora leptoticha
Lineage: Eukaryota; Fungi; Glomeromycota; Glomeromycetes; Archaeosporales; Ambisporaceae
Source: the annotation of a GenBank genome assembly
UUUAAUGGUACGACAAUAUCCAGAAAACAAAUUUUUUGAAAGGGCUUCGAUUCACCUUCAUGUGCCUGAAGGUGCAACCCCAAAGGAUGGUCCCUCUGCCGGCAUUACCAUGGCAACAUCACUCCUUUCACUUGCCCUAUCUAAGUCUUUAGAUCCAACUAUAGCAAUGACUGGUGAACUCACUCUUACUGGUAAAAUUUUAAAGGUUGGUGGAAUUCGGGAAAAAGCGGUAGCAGCCAAGAGAUCCAGUGUGUCAACCUUAAUAUUUCCGAAAGCUAAUACUAACGAUUGGGAAGAAUUACCUGAAAAUAUUAAGGAGGGACUUACAGGUGUUCCCGUCGCAGAUUAUGACGAAGUCUUUAAUUUUGUUUUUGGUACUAUUAGUAGAGAGCAAGCAAAACAGGUUUGGGAUUUGAUGCUCGCAUUACAAUCGGUUGAAUCUGAGGAUAAAAAAGGAAUGGUAGCAGAACUUACAGAACAAUUGUAA